CAAUGUAAAUAAGAAUAAUUACUAAGGAUUCAAUGUAAACAAAUAAAUAUUUAGCGAGGCAAUACCGUAAAUUGUGAAGUUGAGAGCCAAAAUAUGCGUUUUGCCCACCGAAGUUCCAAUAAUGGAAAUUAAUGGUUGAAGGAGGUGAGUCGGCCGUUUGCAAAAUAAACGGGAGAAGAUGAUAACAGAAGAUCUCGAGAAAAAGUUGAACCUAGCAGAGCCCAUGGAGUUAGAAACACAUCACCAAAGUAACAACAAAUCCUCUCAAACCAUCAUUUUGCUUCGCAGAUUCCUUCUCAUUCAGCAGCGUAGAGCUCAAGCUUAUGCCAAGCUCAAGCGGAGGGGAAUUAGCUUACCAACAGCUUUGUAGUGAGGUCACACUAGAGUUCAAUGACUGCUCGAAACAAGUCCUUGAAAUGGAGUCCCUAUUUCUAAAUCCUGAUUGUAGCCGAGUUGAUCUUGCUCAGCUGCUUAGAGCUGUUCAAACGCAGGAAAAGCAGAAAUUACAUUUGACUGCAACAAUUCAGGUGUUGAAGAAGGCUGGUCGGCCAUCAGAACGUCUGGUGAGCCAUGAAAAUUGCAGGUUUACAAAACCAAUGGAGCAUGAGUGUGUGCAUGUCCAUGAAAUAACUGAAGCUGCUGGAACUGAAGAGGCAGAAGCAGAUGCUGAGUAUGAUAAUGCACUCAAGGAAGCCAUUAGAGGAGUCCAGGAUGCUGUGACUGCCAUAAAUGAACAUUUAGAAGAAGUCAAGUAUGAGAUUGAUGCCCUUGAAGAUGAGUGACUUUUAACUCGCUCAGCAGAGCUGAUGAGAAAGUUUGAGAAAUAAAAAAAAAAGACCAUCAAUGUAUAUAAGAUGCUCUUGUCCUUAGUUCUUUAUCAUUUUCUGAUGGUUUUACUCUCAGCUUGAAAUCAAGAAUUUCUUGAGAAUUCAAUUUAA
Messenger RNA from Manihot esculenta (cassava), 938 nucleotides. RefSeq lists its product as uncharacterized. Bases 324 to 782 code for a protein of 152 amino acids. The transcript has 4 exons. NCBI's taxonomy places the organism in Eukaryota, Viridiplantae, Streptophyta, Magnoliopsida, Malpighiales, Euphorbiaceae. The record is from RefSeq and is a predicted model, not a curated record.